UUGCUCCUACUUCUGCUCUAUAUAACAAAGGUGAUAACUAUUAAUGAAUUCAUGAGAUCUGUAUGAUCCUAAUUGUCCAUGUGCUACUCAAACUCAUGGCCAGUAAAGAUUGUGAAACUUGAGAAUAUUAAACGGGGGUUUUGGAUUGGAUGUCUUUCCUCAUCUUCAUGCAAAAGACCUGUUAUUGAUCAGUGUUCAGUUAUUCUUUUGCAUUCAUUUAAAGGCAGUUGGCUUCUCUGAAAAAUUUUCAGGGAGAGGCAAGAUGUUCUCUGAUUAUGGAGAAGAUUGAAAAAGGUUGUCACUGCAAUAGAUCAGAGUGCCUUAAGGGGUAUUGUGAGUGCUAUCGUGCUAAUACCCUCUGCUCAGAAAUCUGCAAAUGCUUUGACUGCAAGAACUGUAAAAAUAGCAAAGAAAGGUAGACUUUUUUCUCAUUCGAAGAAUGCCCAGUUCUUCCACAAAGCAGAUAGAUGCAGUCAUGAUCAUGUCUGCAGAUCCUCUCUUGAAUCCAAGAAGAGGAAGACUCCAGUUAACUUGCCUAGUUCAAAUAGGGGGAUUCCAUUCAACCGCAGUGUUCAACAUUACAAGCAGGUGCAGAUUUGUACACCAUCAUUGAGCUUCUCAAAGUUCAAAAACAGGUUUUUGUUAAACCUCUCAGCAUCUCAUUAAUUUUAUUUAGAGUUGAUUGAAAGCUUGCAUAUUUGGUUCUUCACAAGCUAAUCAGCUUUAUCCAUUCAUGCUUGAAGAUCCAUGAUAGCAGACAUCGACUUGAUGGAUGUAUGCUUGAUAUUGCUGGGUGCAUCUGCAUCUGUUAACAUCCUUUCUGGUGAUAAGAAAGAGGGUCAUGACUGCAAUGCAGAUACAUACGUUGAGAAGGAAAAGCUAGUACUCGUGAAGUUCCAGGAUUUUCUAAACAGGAUAAUUGUUAAUGGAAACAUAAAAGCUAAAUGGUCCACAUCCCAUGGUUCUGGAAGUUCAAGAGUUUGAAUCUUGAUCUAGACUGGUGAAAUAAAUACUUCUUAAAAUCUUCAAAAGCAUUGGCUCUGAGACUAUAUCUUGUUUAGAAAUUUUGGUUUACAAAUUGCCGUGUCCAAUGAUCCAAUAAGUAUGGCUCAGCUCCAAAUUAUUCAUAGAACACUUUGUGUGAUAUUUCUGAUCAUGGACCCUUCUUAGUAGUCUUGCCCAUUACGGUCCAUAUUCCCACCAUCUAUGAAAUACUAUUCUUCUUGUGUU
Molecule: messenger RNA, 1230 nt
Organism: Olea europaea var. sylvestris
Lineage: Eukaryota; Viridiplantae; Streptophyta; Magnoliopsida; Lamiales; Oleaceae
Exons: 3
Coding region: 748-984 (78 amino acids)
Source: RefSeq, a predicted model, not a curated record